Exserohilum turcica Et28A is the source of this 855-nucleotide messenger RNA. RefSeq lists its product as uncharacterized. Gene Ontology annotation, biological process: nucleosome assembly. The transcript has 6 exons. The coding region runs from base 1 to 855 and encodes 284 amino acids. The record is from RefSeq and is a predicted model, not a curated record. Gene Ontology annotation, molecular function: DNA binding; structural constituent of chromatin. Gene Ontology annotation, cellular component: nucleosome. NCBI's taxonomy places the organism in Eukaryota, Fungi, Ascomycota, Dothideomycetes, Pleosporales, Pleosporaceae.
AUGCCUCCCAAGAAGUCCACCACCCCUUCCAAGCCCAAGGCGUCGGCUUCUGCGCCCGCCCAUGGCUCCUACAUCGACAUGGUCAAGGAUGCCAUCAUCAACCUCAAGGACCGCAAUGGAUCAAGCCGUCAAGCCAUCCAAAAGUACAUCAAGGCCAACAACCAGCUCGGCAACCUGACCGACGUCGCCUUCCGCGGCCAUGUCAACCGUGCCAUUGCCUCUGGUGAGGAGAGGGGUGACUUUGCGCGUCCCAAGGGCACAUCUGGGCCAGUCAAGCUUGCUAAGAAGGAGGCUAAGCCUGCUGCUGCCACCAAGAAGUCUGACUCCAAGGCGGAGAAGAAGACUACUGAGAAGAAGACUGAGAAGAAGACAGCCGACAAGGCCACUGACAAGCCCGCCGAGAAGAAGACAGCCGACAAGGCCACUGACAAGCCCGCCGAGAAGAAGACUGCUGAGAAGAAGGAGAAGAAGCCUGCCGCCCCUAAGAAGGAGAAGGCCACUGCCACAAAGGAAAAGACGGAGAAGAAGCCUGCUGCCCCUAAGAAGGCCGCUGGCGCUGGUCGUCCCAAGAAGGAGAAGACCGAGAAGAAGACUACCAGUGCUGCUAAGCCCAAGGCCAAUGCCAGCAAGCCUCGCAAGACUGCUGAUAAGCCCAGUGGCGACGCUGACGUGCUCAACAAGACCAAGUCUGGCCGCGUGACCAAGGCUAAGCCUGCUGCCGCCAAGAAGGCCGCUGGCACAACAACAAAAAAGGAGCCCGCAGCCAAGAAGGCUGCUGCGCCUAAGAAGGCCACGACACCCAAGAAGAAGACGACGCCCAAGAAGGCUUCACCAAAGGCGGCCGUCAAGGCAUGA